AUGAACCGUGAACGAAACAACCGUGAAAGAGGUGGCUUUGGCCGCCAAUCGUAUAAUUACUACCGGGCAGAACGUCCCCCCGUUGAGUUUAGUGAGGAAGACAAGCAGAAGAGCACCAACAACCGGAAUAAGGGCAACAAAUUAAGCAAUCGCGAUAAACAACGUGCUGAAGCAUACCGCGAGCGUAAGAACGCCGCCACAAUGGACGCUAUAGCUGAAGAUUUCAACAAGAUUUUGCAUCUAGGUUUUGCUAGCCUCGCGAAUGCCGUGAAAGACCUCAGUAUCACGCAACGUACAGCAAAGAUCGUUCCAGUUUCUACUCAUGCAGUGGGAAUUAUAGUGCGUGACAACAUCCUUAGAUCUGAGAGUGAAUUGCAAGGCCGUGGUCAGCCAUUGAAUUAUAAACGACACGCUUUCUACAGAGUGGCACUUGCCAUGGUCGAAACUAAGUUAUAUACGCAAUUCAAAAUGCGAACUGCCCUUCCCUAUUCGUCGUUUGGCUUUGGGGAGAUAAACCUACCUGCUGAUCUUCGUGACAGGUGCUUGGGAGUUAAGACCCACUUUCUUGGGUUCGUUAACUACUUAAACUCAAUCGGAAAUUUAACAGUGGGAGAUACGCCGCAUUACGUAGGAGUCCCAAUUGCCCAGACUCCGUUUACUAUCACACUUGGAAAUCUGCGAACUGCCGUCGACGCAGCUUUUAACGGUCCCCCGGAAGUCCGGGUAAAUUUAUAUGCGCACAAUCCCUUCCCCUUUGCAGUUUGGGGGUUUGAUAACGAGGAGAAUCCCGUUUUAGCGAACGCAGCGAACAUAAUGCCAGCUGGCUAUGCGAUGAAUGAAUUUCUACAAGAUGUGGAAGUUUGCCAGCAAUACUUCGAAUUGGUAAACCGAAAAUACCCAAAACGUGUGUCAGCUGCAGUCAAUUAUGAGUUAGAGGGACACAAAUCUAUUUUGGUAUCAUGUCAGGGUGAUAUCAGAUGUGCCGACCAUGUUGAAGACGGUGUCCACACCCGUCCGUACAUUGAAGGAGAUGUGAAGGAAUUCUGGCCAUCCGAGCCUUCCACUUCCGACCAAGACUUUUACUAUUCCAGCUUGACGAUGGUCGGACGCGUCCCUGAGGAAGACGCUCACGUUGAUGGCUUCGCCGUCAGAAGUCCUGUGGGAGCGGUGAAGUCAGGCUAUCUUAGUGCACGAACAAAUAUGAGCGUACACUAU
Molecule: messenger RNA, 1215 nt
Organism: Brenthis ino (lesser marbled fritillary)
Lineage: Eukaryota; Metazoa; Arthropoda; Insecta; Lepidoptera; Nymphalidae
Source: the annotation of a GenBank genome assembly